GCAGUUCUCGCAUUCGGGGCGUAGGUUGUGGUUGCAACAAACUCACCGUAGGAAAUACCAUACCAAAGAAUGCAUCCACCAUCAGAACUGGUUCUACUCCUAACUGUGGCUCUAGUAUACAGCUGCAAUGCUCAUGCACGCACCUUUACUCGUUGCCAACUCUCCAGGGAACUCCUUCGGUACAAUUUCCCCAGAAGUCUAAUACCUAACUGGGUGUGCCUUAUUGAGCAUUCGAGCGGCAGGACAACAGAAAAACUCACCAACCACAAUAACUCGUAUACCAGUUACGGACUUUUUCAGAUCCACAAUAAGGAAUGGUGCAAAAAAGGUCGGAAAGGAGGGCACUGCAGCAUGAAAUGCGAAGAUCUUUUAAAUGUAGAUCUAGCAGAUGAUGUGAGAUGUGCUAAACGCAUCUACGAUAGAGUGGGCUUCAAGGCUUGGCCAGUUUCCUUCUCCUAUUGCAAAGAGAAGAGCCUACCGGAUUUAUCAAGAUGCUAAUAUUAAAUAAAUCAUUGCCUGCAUUAGUAGUAGCUUUUAUAACUAUUUAGAAUAGAUAAUUUUCUUCGUAUAGGUUUUAUUUUCGUAGUUUUAUGUGCA
Molecule: messenger RNA, 597 nt
Organism: Achroia grisella
Lineage: Eukaryota; Metazoa; Arthropoda; Insecta; Lepidoptera; Pyralidae
Gene: Llp1
Product: lysozyme-like
Exons: 5
Coding region: 70-498 (142 amino acids)
Source: RefSeq, a predicted model, not a curated record